AAAUAAAAUUCAUAUUAUCUUUUCUUCGUUAUCAACUCGAUUGGGCUGGAAACACUCUCUGAUGGGAUUACGCAUUCUCAAAACAACUCCCCUCGCUUCCUCCAGAGCCGUCCUUCUCGCCACAGCUCCGGCGACGGCGGCGGCUAAGCCCUCAAAUCUCUGUAGACUCAUUUAUUCCCAUUCAGAAACUGCACCCAAUUUUCUUCUUCAAAAUACCCACUUGGGAUUCUCAAUUUCCCCAGCAAAGCCCUUCCGACAUUCCGUUUCUGCAUCUGGGUUUGGCUGUUCCUUUCACCAAAGCAACCGUAGGUUCCGUGGGAGUGUUGUUGUGGCCAUGGUAGCUCCUGGGUCGGUCCAGAAAUCGGAGGAGGAGUGGCGUGCGAUUCUCUCUCCUGAGCAAUUCCAGAUUUUGAGGCAAAAGGGCACAGAGUAUCCUGGCACUGGAGAAUAUGACAAGUUCUUCGGUGAGGGUGUGUAUGAAUGUGCAGGAUGUGGAACUCCCCUCUAUAGGUCUACUACCAAAUUUAACUCUGGUUGUGGUUGGCCAGCUUUCUAUGAGGGUCUUCCUGGAGCCAUUAAUCGCACGCCUGAUCCGGAUGGAAGGAGGACUGAAAUCACUUGUGCAGCUUGUGGUGGACACCUAGGCCAUGUAUUUAAAGGCGAAGGAUUUCCAACACCUACCAAUGAACGCCAUUGUGUCAACAGUAUAUCACUUAAGUUUGCUCCUGCAAAUUCUUCCGAGUAAAUUCUCUUUAAAGUAUGAAAUGUUAGUAUGAGGUUCAAAAUUAUCUAAUGUCACAUGAAUAUUAGCUCUGUCAUAUUAGACUCUGUUCCACUCCAUUCAACUUUUCAAUAAUAUGCUACCUUGUAUCAAAUAUUUACAUGUUCUUACCUUUUGGAGUUAUUAAUCUUUGUAUAAAGUUCUUGAUUUGAA
Molecule: messenger RNA, 934 nt
Organism: Rubroshorea leprosula
Lineage: Eukaryota; Viridiplantae; Streptophyta; Magnoliopsida; Malvales; Dipterocarpaceae
Source: the annotation of a GenBank genome assembly